This is a messenger RNA of Aspergillus versicolor CBS 583.65, 1107 nucleotides long. RefSeq names its product SDR family oxidoreductase. The transcript is spliced from 5 exons. The record is from RefSeq and is a predicted model, not a curated record. Bases 1 to 1107 code for a protein of 368 amino acids. NCBI's taxonomy places the organism in Eukaryota, Fungi, Ascomycota, Eurotiomycetes, Eurotiales, Aspergillaceae.
AUGGAUGUUCCUACCUUUGGAAAAGUUGCCUUUGUCACCGGUGCCAACGGCAUCACUGGCUACGCCCUCAUAGACCACCUAAUCCGCCAGCCCAAGAAUGAGUGGAGCAAGAUUAUCAUCACUUCUCGCCGACCCAUCAAGACGGCCCUGGUUGAUCCUAGGGUGCAGUUCGUUGCACUGGACUUUCUAGAGCCGGUGGAUGAUAUUAUUGCGAAGAUGAAACCUUUCACAGAGAGUGUGACACACGCUUUCUUCGCGUCAUACGUCCAUAGCGAUGAUUUUAAACUUCUCCGAGACAAAAAUGUGCCACUGUUCCGUAACUUUCUGGAGGCAGUGGACAGAGCUUGCCCGAAGCUGGAGCGUGUCUGUCUACAGACUGGUGGUAAGUACUACGGUGUGCAUUUGGGCCCGGUGAAGGUGCCACUAGAGGAGUGGUUUCCUCGCUAUGACGAUGGGGGAUAUAACUUCUACUUCCAGCAGGAAGACUACUUAAAGGGCAUGCAAGCGGCUGGAAAGAAAUGGUCAUACAACAUCAUCCGCCGCAACGCUAUCAUCGGCUACUCGCCGCAGGCGAAUGGCAUGUCCGAAGUGGUCACAGUUGCCAUCUACAUGCUGAUCUGCCGCGAGCUGAACCAAGCACCAGUUUUCCCAGGAAACGAAUACUUCUGGAAUGCCGUUGACAACAACUCUUACGCACCAAGUCUAGCGGACAUGACAAUCUGGGCCGUCUCGGAGGGCCGCUGUAAGAAUGAGAUUUUCAACCAUACGAAUGGAGACGUUUUUGUUUGGAAACACAUAUGGAACGACUUUGCUGCGUUUCUAGGUCUCGAGGCCCCCGAGCCUGUUUUUGAGAAAGCAGCCGGCCAGGCCACCACGUUGGCAAACGAAGUAGACCUGGUUGAGUGGGCUAAAGAUAAACGUGCGGUAUGGGAGCAGGUUGUUAAGAAAUAUGGGGGUCACACCGGCGCCUUUGACUAUGGGACCUGGGGCUUCAUGAACUGGGCAAGUGGGAAGUCCUGGCUGACAAUCUCAUCCGUGAACAAAGCACGGAAACUUGGCUGGAGUCGGCAUGACAGCACGCUUGAUACUUGGUUUGAGACCUAUUAG